Trematomus bernacchii (emerald rockcod) is the source of this 3288-nucleotide messenger RNA. RefSeq names its product REST corepressor 2 (gene rcor2). The record is from RefSeq and is a predicted model, not a curated record. Gene Ontology annotation, cellular component: histone deacetylase complex; transcription regulator complex. NCBI's taxonomy places the organism in Eukaryota, Metazoa, Chordata, Actinopteri, Perciformes, Nototheniidae. Gene Ontology annotation, molecular function: transcription corepressor activity. Gene Ontology annotation, biological process: negative regulation of DNA-templated transcription; regulation of transcription by RNA polymerase II.
UUUCCCCGGGUGUUGUCCGUCUCCCCGGCGCACACUCACGGCUGCUUCCAUCUAUCCAUGCAGUUCACUUCAUUGUACUGGCUCCGCUCAUCAAUUAGGCGAGAAUUAAGCCUUUUUAGAUGCGAUAAUUGUCUUUAAGCGCGUCGAAGAGGAAUAUAAACUGUGAACAGAGGCGCAGAUAAGUUUUGAGUGCGAGGAGAGCGGAGAGAAACGAAACACAGCCAUGCCCUCAGUGAUGGAGCGCUCGGGGUCCGGGGUCCUGUCCAGGAGCAGAGCCAAGACAGUCACCAAUGGCAACAGCCUACCACACUCUGAAGAGGAGAGCAGUGACGAAGAGCAUGCUCAUGACAGUAUGAUCCGAGUGGGAGGAGACUACCAGGCUCAGAUACCAGAGUUCAAACCAGACAGUUCAAACCGCUACAAUGAGAAGGACCACAGGAGCAUGUUGGUCUGGUGUCCCAGUGUCAUGCUGUCUGAUGCAAUGUUGGACGAGUACAUCCUAAUGGCUAAAGAGAAACAUGGAUACAACAUGGAGCAGGCUCUGGGCAUGUUGCUAUGGCACAAACACGAUGUGGAGCGCUCGCUUGCGGACCUGGCCAACUUCACCCCGUUCCCCGAUGAGUGGACAGUGGAGGACAAAGUUCUGUUUGAGCAGGCCUUCAGCUUCCACGGCAAGAGCUUCCACCGCAUCCAGCAGAUGCUUCCAGACAAGCUGAUCUCCAGCCUGGUGAAAUACUACUACAGCUGGAAGAAGACCAGGACCAGGACCUCCGUCAUGGACCGAGCGGCCAGGAGGCUGGUCACCAAGAGAGAGAAAGAAGACAGUAACGAUGAGGUUGAGGAGGCAGACCCCGGCAGUGACAGUGACUUUGAGAUUGACACCAAGAAAGAGGCGGUGAAACCAAACCCCAACAACAGCCACGCAGACAAGGCGGCCGCCAGCCGCUCGGGGCCGCUGAAGAAGGAGAACCUGGGGGCUCAGUACCGCCACCACCCGCUCAGAGCCCGCCGCCGGCCCCCCAAAGGCAUGUACCUGGAGCAGGAGGACAUCAUGUCGGUGUCCGCCUCACACAACGCCGGGGUGCUGACCAUACGGCAGCUGGACACACAGCUGGUGUCGCUCAAGAGACAGGUCCAGUCCAUCAAACAGAACAACAGUUGUUUGAAACAGGGUUUAAAUGAAGGUGUGGCGAAUUUAAAACCGUCUGAAACUGCCCCCAAGAUGAACUCCCGUUGGACCACAGAGGAGCAGCUCCUGGCUGUGCAGGCUAUCCGUCGCUAUGGUAAAGACUUCACAGCCAUCGCCGAGGUGAUCGGGACCAAGACUCCAGCUCAGGUGAGUUCGUUCUUCGUGAGCUACCGGCGCCGCUUCAACCUGGACGAGGUUCUGAGGGAGUGGGCGGCCGAGCAGGUGGCCACCGACCGAGAGCAGAGAGACCCCCGCAGGAGCAGUGAGGAGGGGACCCCAGCAGAGGGGGGGGCAGAGGAGGACGAGGUGAAAAUGGAGGACUCUCCCUCGGACUCGGCCGGCGGCUCCUCUCCGCCCUCCUCCACCCAGACCCCCUCCUCCCUCUCCCAGCCUCCCCCCCUGCUGCGCCCUGCUCCUCCCUCGGCCCCCCCCAGCCUCCUCCGCCAGCCCCCUCCUCUGCAGACGCGCCCGCUCCAGAACCGAGCGCCCCACAACCACCCCCCCCCUCCCCUCAUCCGGCCCGCGGUGACCUCCUCCUCCACCCCCCCCACCGGGAGCUCCAGCCUCAGGGCCUCACCCCCCAGCUCCUCCUCGUCCUCCGCUGCAGGCCAGAUGCCCCCGUCACUCGUCGGGCUCAAAGUGGAGCAGCCCAACUCGCACUGAUACACACACACACACAAUAGGUAUAGAAACACACACACACGCAAACAGACACUUCCUCCACCCUUUAACUCCAUCACAUGACCACAGGAUCCAUCAAACACACUCGGGCGACAUCACAGCUCUCCCCCCCCCCAGCCCCUUUACUGUACCAACAAACACCUACCUCCAGAUCAUCGUUCACUAGCGCAUACACACACACACACACACACACACACACACACACACACACUACAAACAAGCUAGGAACUGAAAUCUACCUGCACACUAAACAAAAAAAAAAGAGACACUGGAUCAUCGAGCUUCUGAAGGAAACCCACCUGCUCGUUUCCAUGGCAACAGCUGAACUUCUGGACGAGUGUGGUUGAACACACACACGGACACACACAUACUAAAUGUAUAUCUAUCUAUACUGUAGGUUCCACUAGGCAGGUUUUAGGUCCUCCGAGAACAACCUUCAGGAAAUUUAAAUAACGAAUAAAUGUUCGGUAAGAAAGUGAUUGAGAGGAUGUGAAGACACACGCCUUUCCCUAACGAGCUGCGCUUUAAAACUCGGGACCCUCAGAGAGGAAAAGGUACGGCUUUGUACUCGGGGCUGUGCUGUGACUUUACCGUCACAGAUUUCAAGAGCUGAGAUAAAGGAGCAGCAGAUCUCCCUCCUCUCUCUCUUACUAGUAUUAACUGGAGUGAUGUUUUCUGUUUUUUGACUAGAUUUUAAAGUGAGCUCUAGGUAGGCAGUUAGUUUGUAAGUAGUUUAGAUUAUGAUGAUGAUUAUUGACUGAGCACUAAAGAAAAUCAGUUGAACACGUGUGAUUGGAUGCUCAGUGUUAAAGCCACACUGCUUUCUGUCUGGAGGAAUUGUUCCAGUAGCUAACCGCUAACUCUGGUCACCGCAGAGAAACAUUAGCCUCUGAGGUAAAUAUGUGUAGAGGACAGGUGUUUAAAGCAGGUUUACAAAUGUCAAGGGGACGCCUGACCUCUCACAGAUAAUCAAACCCUGAAAUAUAAAAUGUUCUGCCAAAGUCUGUUAAUGCUUUAAAAGCUCAUUGCUUCCUGCAUGUUGGACGCGGUAAAGGAGUGAAACAAAAGAUGGUAAUGGGUUCAUCGGGAAUUUUGGGAAACAAGCAUUCGCUUUUUUUUGCUGGCAAUGAUACUGAAAGUUUGAUUCUCAAAAUACAAAACAAAGAAAUCUUCCUUGUUUUGUUUCUACGUUUGCCUGUUCAUGCUGCUCUCCACUCAGCGUUUAGUUUCCCGCGGCACUGAGCAGGAUCACAGCGGCCAUCACUUCGUGCUCGCCUUUUGACUUUCUUAAUCGUUCCUUCCUCGAAAAACUGCUCGUGUGUGAACUGUAUGUGAGAAGUUGUUUACAUUGUGGAAACUGAACUGUUUGUGUUUGAGAAAUGUCUUUUUUUAGAAUAAAGAAAUGACCAAAUAGUAAA